CAAUUGUGGGCACCAAUCAUUCGAGGUCAGGCUAGACGACGCUGACAGAAGUUCUCUCGAGGCUGUCGUUACCUUUUCUCACCGAUUCUAGGGCGGGAAUGGCGUUCUGAACGUGUCGCCAAUAGUACUUUGGGCUGUCAUCGAUUGUAUCCUUGAAACAUAAGUCUUUGAAUCCGGAGUAUGGCCUGAAGAGGCGUCGAAGCGUCGGAACGUGCCCGGAUCACGCUUGUGCCUCAAGGAAGACUUCGGCAGACGGCAAUCCUCAACAUUCGCUUACCACAUUCCAGUCUAAGCGCUAGGUGUACUCACCUUACUGGCCUGCUAUGUCCUCGGAAUCCGGCAUGGCUCCUCAGCAACAUGAGUUCUUCAUAGCUGAGAGCCAUCCACCGUCAUCAAAAAGGACAUUCCCGAAUCAGGCAGGAAGGGAUCCGCGGAUCAAAACAGCCUGCACGGAAUGCAAAAGGAGAAAGGUGAAAUGCGACGGUACACAUCCCUGCUAUUCUUGUCGAUGGUACAAGCAGGCCGAUCGCUGUAUAUACCCAUUUAGUCGGCCACCACUAGUCGUGAGUCGGAAAAACUUCGAAUACCUCCGAAAACGGCUCGAAAGAACGACCGACAUUCUGGCAAAGCUUUUUCCAUCCAUCACGAUUGAUACUCUCGCCGACUUUUCCCACGAACAACUGCUUGAGCAGCUUGACAGGACUGGCUUGCCAGGUGGAAGCAAGCAAGUUGACCUUGCUGGCAUUUCAACGGACGCUCAUGAGUUUCGAUAUGGUUCUCUUGGUGGAUGUGAGAGCACCAGCUUCUCCAGCGAUUUGCCGUCAGCGCCACUGAGUUCAGAAGACCAAUAUGCUGCUCUAGACACGAUAGUUGGGUUUGCAGCUCAGCAAGUGCAGGAUGACGACGGUGUUUCAUCGGAAGCUGGAGACGAUGUGAACGCAAUAUCAGCCACGUCCAACCAGACAUCAUCUUAUGUCGGCCCUUCUUCGACCAUGCAAUUGUUUCGUACAAUUCUUCGAAUCGCUCCCGAGUCUCUAGAACAUGGAGGAUGCAGUCACACCCCAUCCGAGACUCAUCGUAGCGUGUCGCAGACUUCUCCUGGGCGUGGUGUCCACCACACACCAUUGCAGAUGUCUGAGCGAAUGAGCACCUUGAUUGACGCAUACUUCGACUGGGUGCAUCCAGCGACUCCGAUUCUUGAUGAGAAGGAGUUCAGGGCGACAGCACUCUCCGGGCUUCGCAAUGAUGCACCUUGGCUUUGUCUCCUAAAUAUCGUUCUCGCUCUAGGUGCUAUUGGCUGCACCACCACCGAUUCCAGAGAGCAUCUAACGUACUAUAAUGCGGCAAAAUCCUUCCUGGAUUUUGAGCUCCUUGCAAGCAAGAGUUUUGAGACUUUGCAAUCAUUGAUUCUCAUGGCCGGAUGGUAUUGCCAUUACAGAAACCGUCCGAAUCUGGCCUCUGUGCUUCUCGGAGCCGCAUUCCGUAUGGCAUACGCACUGGGGCUUCACAAAGAGAUGCACCUUAGCAUUCAUGGUACGGAAAACCAAGAACUGCGGCGGACGAUGUGGUGGAAUCUGGUAGUGCUGGAUGCAGCCGAGGCGGUAACGCUGGGACGUACCCUGGACACGAAUAUCUUCGAUUCCGAGGUCCGAUACCCACAGGAUGCAAAUGGAAAUGUUGGAGAUCCCACCAAUGAUUUCACCACGGUCUCGCUGUUGACCAUUGCCAUCGAAUUCGCCCGAACAAUGACUGAAGUUCAGGGUCGCUUGUUGAAUCCGAGCACCUUGCCGUUCGCUGAGCUGCUCAGCCUGGAUGCACAUCUUGUUGACUGGUACGAAGGCUUACCGACCCAUUUCCACCGGCUAGCGGGUAAUUCGAUCCAACCAGGCGCUGGGGUUCACUCAUCGACUUCCUUCAACCGCCUCACUCAGCCUUGUAUGACGCUUCGGUGGAGGUAUCUCAAUCUAAGGAUUAUGUUGUACCGGCCUGUUCUUAUGGAAUCUGUGCUUCACAAGACGCCUUAUAGUUCACUUACUUCUGACCAGAGGCUGUGCGUUCGAAAAUGCCUGACUUUGUCCGGUGAGACCAUUGAUCUGGCGAGAGGACUUCCUGCCUCGUCCCCGAAUCAAUUCAUCGCCUGGCCAUCGACAUGGUAUGUGUUGCAGGUCUGUAUGCUGCCAUUGCUGUGUCUCUACACCUUUCGCGAAGGUGAAGAAAUCCGCUUAGGCACACAGAUCAGCCACGGGCCGCCAAGCAGCACACCCUGGGCUGUUCGGACGUCCAGCAGAGUCCUAGAGGAGACACGUCAAGUCUUAGAACAGUGUCAUCGGCAAAUAAAUGCGACCUUGCUUCUCAUGAAGGAGAUGCAGCCAUGGGCUGUCGCGUCACAACGAAUGUAUGACCUGAUCAAUCUUUUGUACAAUGCGCGGCAGCAGCCGUUGCGCGUCUGGAACAACACCGAGGAAAGCCCCAUCCUCACUUUAGCGUCUCCUGGUGCUCAAUCAUUCCAGCAAGGGCGCCCUUUGCAGGUGGACGUUAUUCAGCCCGACGGUACUAGCCAUCCCAAUGCAGAGCGGCAGUACAGUGUUGGCCAUGUCGACAUUGCCGUGCCGCCAGUCGAUACUCUGGGGAGGCAGCCACAAAACGAUGCAAUAUUGUCAACACAUGGUCAGCAUCCAAGCGAGCAGUUGCCGAAGGACUGGUCAAUGUUCAACACUCUGGCAUGGCCGAAUGCGACUUGGGAGAGCCUGUUUGAGUUGCCCGAUGACUUCCAGUGGAUGAAUGACGGCCCAUUCGACGUGAUGUGAGGGAUCAUUCGGCCCAAGAUGGGUUGCGAGAGGCCAUCGAACAAGAGGACGCUGUCAACUUCCCUUCGUAGUCCUGUCAUGCUUUCUGGCACCACCUCUGAAUCUAUUGUAGAAGUCAUCAUGCCAAAGGGGAGAUU
Exophiala viscosa is the source of this 2944-nucleotide messenger RNA. RefSeq names its product fungal-specific transcription factor domain-containing protein. Gene Ontology annotation, biological process: positive regulation of transcription from RNA polymerase II promoter by galactose; DNA-templated transcription. Gene Ontology annotation, cellular component: nucleus. The coding region runs from base 324 to 2807 and encodes 827 amino acids. Gene Ontology annotation, molecular function: zinc ion binding; DNA-binding transcription factor activity, RNA polymerase II-specific; RNA polymerase II cis-regulatory region sequence-specific DNA binding. The transcript is spliced from 2 exons. The record is from RefSeq and is a predicted model, not a curated record. Lineage: Eukaryota; Fungi; Ascomycota; Eurotiomycetes; Chaetothyriales; Herpotrichiellaceae.